ACGUGCACUACUGGUCCUGUUCAGUGCUGCAACACUGUUACAUCUGCUAAGAACGAGGGCAUCCUCCUUGCACUGCUGGGCAUAGUCUUGGAGGACCUCAGCGUUCUGGUCGGCCUCGGUUGCUCUCCCAUCAGUGUCAUCGGGCUCGGGGGUAGCAGCUGCAGCGCGAACCCCGUUUGCUGCGAGAACAACAAUUUCGGUGGUAUCAUCUCCAUCGGCUGCGUGCCCAUCAGCUUGUAG
Messenger RNA from Punctularia strigosozonata HHB-11173 SS5, 240 nucleotides. Its product is annotated as fungal hydrophobin. Gene Ontology annotation, molecular function: structural constituent of cell wall. Gene Ontology annotation, cellular component: fungal-type cell wall. The transcript is spliced from 3 exons. NCBI's taxonomy places the organism in Eukaryota, Fungi, Basidiomycota, Agaricomycetes, Corticiales, Punctulariaceae. The annotation marks the transcript as partial. The record is from RefSeq and is a predicted model, not a curated record.